Rhinichthys klamathensis goyatoka is the source of this 1928-nucleotide messenger RNA. RefSeq names its product transcription factor Dp-1, a (gene tfdp1a). The record is from RefSeq and is a predicted model, not a curated record. Bases 248 to 1474 code for a protein of 408 amino acids. NCBI's taxonomy places the organism in Eukaryota, Metazoa, Chordata, Actinopteri, Cypriniformes, Leuciscidae. Gene Ontology annotation, molecular function: DNA-binding transcription factor activity, RNA polymerase II-specific; RNA polymerase II transcription regulatory region sequence-specific DNA binding. The transcript is spliced from 12 exons. Gene Ontology annotation, cellular component: nucleus; transcription regulator complex. Gene Ontology annotation, biological process: regulation of transcription by RNA polymerase II; regulation of cell cycle.
UUGCUAACUGGCUAUGCCAACAAAAACAGCACCUAAGAAGGCAAAGGGCUUUCAGGACUGUAAGUUCAGAGGAAAGUUUACACACUUCAUUUCCAGAUGGCCAUUUAAGUACGAUCCGUUCGCAAAACGGUACGAGCAAAUGCACAAUAUCCGACCUCAUCGCAUUUAAACAGAGUCAUUUUGUUGUGGAAAAUUGGCUCAGGUUUUUCAGCUAGACCAAGCAUCUAUUUCCUCAGCCCCAGGGAUCAUGGCCAAAGAUGCUGGUCUGAUUGAGGCCAAUGGGGAGCUGAAGGUUUUCAUUGAUCAGAACUUGAGCCCUGGCAAAGGUGUGCUGUCUUUAGUAACGGUGCAUCCACAGUCAUUGACUGUUGGAAAACAGCUUUUGCCAAAAACACUGGGCCCUUCCAACGUAAACAUCGCACCACAUAUGCUCAUCAGCACACCUCAGAGGCCCAGUGGCUCCAAUGUGAUCCUAAUGAACAGCCCACACACACCCAGCUCUCAGUUUAUCACCCAGAGUCAACCAUCGGAAGCCUCUCCGUGGUCUUCGGGGAAGAGGGGUAAGAAGGGGGAGAAGAAUGGGAAAGGCCUCAGACAUUUCUCCAUGAAGGUUUGUGAGAAGGUCCAGCGGAAGGGUGUCACAACCUACAAUGAGGUUGCUGAUGAGCUUGUGGCUGAGUUCAGCUCUGGUGAUAAUCAUAUCUCCCCUAAUGAUGCGCAUGUGUAUGACCAAAAGAACAUUCGACGGCGUGUGUACGAUGCGCUCAAUGUGCUGAUGGCCAUGAACAUCAUCUCCAAAGAGAAAAAAGAGAUCAAAUGGAUUGGCCUGCCCACAAACUCUGCUCAGGAGUGCCAGAACCUGGAGGUGGAGAGGCAAAGACGUUUGGAGAGAAUCAAACAAAAACAGUCGCAACUUCAAGAACUUAUUUUACAGCAAAUUGCCUUCAAGAACCUUGUACAGCGGAACCGCCAGAGAGAACAACAGACGAAAAGACCCCCACCCGCCAACUCGGUCAUUCACCUGCCCUUUAUCAUCGUCAACACCAGCAAGAAAACAGUCAUUGACUGCAGCAUCUCCAAUGACAAGUUUGAGUACCUCUUCAACUUUGAUAGCAUGUUCGAGAUUCACGAUGACAUUGAGGUUUUGAAGCGCAUGGGCAUGGCUUGUGGUCUCGAGGUGGGUAAGUGCUCCGCUGAGGACCUGAAGACUGCCAGGAGCUUGGUCCCCAAAGCACUGGAGCCCUACGUCACAGAAAUGGCACAGGGGCCUAUCAGUAAUGUCUACAUGACAGGGGCUUCAUCUGCUAACGGAGGCCGCUUUCAUGUUGGGAGUGACGGUGGGGCAGACGGCACGAUGGCCUCAAGUUCUAACGACUCCCACUACAGCGGCUCUCGGGUCGAGACCCCCGUCUCUUACAUGGGCGAGGAUGAUGAGGACGAUGACGAAUUUGACGAAAACGAUGACGAGGACUAAGCGCAGCCCUCAUUCAACCUGUCCAUCAUGCACAAGUUCUUCCAGCUGCCAUAUCCGAGGAUUGAUCAACCACAUCGUUCUUUUUACUCUUCUGCAACUCACCAUUUCCUUCACUCUCUGUCUGAGAAGGGCAUUGAAGAACACAGGCUUUAAUGGGAUGAGUUGUUUUUAUCCUCGUCUUUCUGAGCUCAGGACAAGCACAUCAUCCUAGGCUGUGUGUUUUGCCUGCUGGGAAUGAUAGUUUUCAGCUGAAGGACUUUGCUGAAGUUUAGAGGUGUCACUUUAUUCCCUGUUGCAGCGCUCCUACUGGAUGUUAUCCGCUCUGUUCUGCGUGACCCUCUGAAACCUUCCCUCCUGAAGAAAACCCCUCUUGCGUACAGCCUUGCGUGCUGUUGAAAAAUGUUGUGUGGAUCUCUGUGUGAAGUAGUUCUCUUCUGUUUUUGAAUGAUCUUUU